AAAUUGUUCCCCUGUUGUGCGAAGGGGCAGUUCACUAAGUCUUCGAAGGAGUGUAAAUGUUGAGGAGUUGAAAUGUUAAGCAGUUGAAAUGGUGAGAAGUUGAAAUGGUGAGAAGUUGAAAUGGUGAGAGGUUGAGCGGCUGAACGGAUGAACUACUUACACCCUUUCACCAUUCCCGUCCUUUUUCUUCUUAAAAUGAAUGUUGUUUUUUUGUUCCACUUUGUCGUAACUCGCGCAUAAAUGUGUGCGAUGCGCUUCCUUCAUUCGAGUAUCCUCGCGCGCACGGGAAAAGAGGCGUAACAACGGGGGGACUACGCCUAUCAUGUGCCAUUUACACAUAUGUUUCACAUUAUUUACACUUUCUUGGGUAUUUAAAAGGCGUCAUUUUGUGAAGCCAAACGUUUGUACGUGCACGUCCGUGUGUAUACCCAGCUGCACACCGCCACUUUCCGCGAAGCUUACUCAGAACAGCAUCUGCUUUUACAAUGGAGUUGCUACUGAACGAUGGGUACACACAGGAGGAGAAAAGCUGCGUGGAAAUUAACCAAACUGAUGAUUUCAUCAACCAAGAAAAUGACAUACACAUAAGUGUUGUAAAGCCAAUUACCAAGCGCACCAUUCAUUCGGAAUGUGAACAGAUAAACGCAUUUUACAAGCCAGUCGAGUUGGUGGAAGAGGUUAAUACGUAUGUCAAAAAGGGAGAGGAGUAUCUCGUGAAAUUGUAUAAAGAUUUGAAGCAGGAGGAAAAAGGAAAAAAUGAAGAAGCCAUGAAAAAAGGGGCAAAUUCGACUCCAACGAUGGGGUCGCGAUUAGGUCACCUCUACAACACGAAGUACGCACAUGGAAAGGGGGUAACAACACAGCAUCCUACGACUAACCUAUUUAAAGAGAAGGAAUCUGCUGGGCCCAAAUUCGAGACAGUGUUCGUGCCCAAAUUAAAAAAAAGCGUCGAAAUUGUUAACUGUUUGAAGGAGAACGUCAACGUUGAUUACACCUACUUGGUUCCCAAGCCCGUUGUCAUACCUGUUCAAGUCCCCAUGUUAAAAUUUAGAGAUAAUUUUAAAGUAGUUCCCAUCCGAAGGAAAAUCAUCCCCGUGAUUAGGUACACUGAUGAGGUGAUCUACGUGGACUGUUGUGUUGAGAAGCCGUACAUCGUUUACGAGAAUAUCAUCGCGCCUGUUCCGUGUGACGUCCCCAUAGAAGAGCGCAAGUACAUCGACCACGCCCCUCCCGUGCGGGAGUGAACGGUCACAAUGGAUACCUCUACGUGGGGAGGAAGUCAUCCACCCAGCUAGGAGUGAGCUUCGCCACCUAGGUGCGCAGAACCGGGGUGGAGAAACGCACUACGCAGGUGUGCAACGCGUCCCGUUGCGUCUUCCCCUCGCAGUUCGCGGCAUCAACCCACGCGUCAACUGUUUUGAGGCUCCAUUUUGAUCGAGAUGCAGCUUGGCGCAAGUUGGCAACUCUGCCGCGGCACAGAGGCGACAUUCCCCCAUUCGCCCGUUCCCCCUCGUGCUGCUUUUUUUUUUUCCUCUCCUUCCCAACAUUGUUCACACCCCAUCGAGGGU
Molecule: messenger RNA, 1568 nt
Organism: Plasmodium vivax (malaria parasite P. vivax)
Lineage: Eukaryota; Apicomplexa; Aconoidasida; Haemosporida; Plasmodiidae
Product: cloroquine resistance associated protein O2, putative
Exons: 2
Coding region: 486-1244 (252 amino acids)
Source: RefSeq, a predicted model, not a curated record